Messenger RNA from Pollicipes pollicipes, 4687 nucleotides. It is a transcript of the gene dome, whose product is annotated as cytokine receptor domeless. The transcript has 23 exons. Gene Ontology annotation, molecular function: protein binding. NCBI's taxonomy places the organism in Eukaryota, Metazoa, Arthropoda, Thecostraca, Pollicipedomorpha, Pollicipedidae. The record is from RefSeq and is a predicted model, not a curated record. The coding region runs from base 98 to 4687 and encodes 1529 amino acids.
GCCGUGGGAGGGUGCCGGCGAGUGGGGCGUCGCGGAUCGGUCGCUGCCGGCGGGCGCGCUUCGGACGGACCGCGGCGGAGUGGACCGGGUCGGAGGCAUGAGGCCCCGGACGGCCGCGGCGGGGGCGCUGGCCUACCCGCCGCCGGUGCUGCUGGUGCUGGCGCUGGUGCUGGUCGGCGCGGAUCGCGGCGCAGCGCUGAGCUGUCUGCAGGAGGGCGACGCAGGCACGACGUACCCGCGCCGGGAGAUCAACCUGAAGCCGGGCGAGACGUUCAACAUCACCUGCCAGAUCGACCUGCAGCACCCGAAAGUCAUCGGCUACAGCUCCGCCGACCUCUACUUCACUCGCGUGGAGGAGCGCGCCGGCCGCGUGGCCAAGACGGAGGUGCCCGCCGACCAGUACACGGUGGUGAACAGCUCGUCUGUACUGCUGACGGGUCAGCUGUCAGAGGCCGUGCGACACACCUACACCUGUCGCCUGCGCCGCUCUGACGUGCCCACCACGGGCAUCUGCAUGACCAGCGUCAACGUUGGCUGUGAGUGUCGGCUGGGCCCUGGGCCCUGGGCUCUCUGGGGCGCUUUCUCCACGCCUAAUGGACGGCUCGGCGCCGUAGCGAGAAGGCUGUGUUGUCGCCGCUUCAAAGACCGCACCGGCGCCUCUUGGGAGAGAGUCGUGGCGAGUCUUAUCGCUACGUCGUCGCCGUGGGCAGUCGCACUGCUGUUUAAAACGCCACCGAACCCGGGACGUAACAGCGUCGCGCCAAAUGGCCACAGCAGCCGAAACGCUAUUCAUAUCCAAAGCAUCAUCAGCUCCUGCAGCGCCACAAUGGCGCCCCUGGCCGUGGAAAACUUCCGCUGCGUCUCCCACAACUGGGUCAACAUCAGCUGCAGCUGGAACGAGUCGUUCAACGCCGUCAGGACCAAGUACCAGUCGUCGGUGUGCGCCGUGGGGGGUGCCGGCGAGUGGGGCGUCGCGGAUCGGUCGCUGCCGGCGGGCGCGCUUCGGACGGACCGCGGCGGAGUGGACCGGGUCGGAGCGACGUACCCGCGCCGGGAGAUCAACCUGAAGCCGGGCGAGACGUUCAACAUCACCUGCCAGAUCGACCUGCAGCACCCGAAAGUCAUCGGCUACAGCUCCGCCGACCUCUACUUCACUCGCGUGGAGGAACGCGCCGGCCGCGUGGCCAAGACGGAGGUGCCCGCCGACCAGUACACGGUGGUGAACAGCUCGUCUGUACUGCUGACGGGUCAGCUGUCGGAGGCCGUGCGACACACCUACACCUGUCGCCUGCGCCGCUCUGACGUGCCCACCACGGGCAUCUGCAUGACCAGCGUCAACGUUGGCUAUGCGCCCCUGGCCGUGGAAAACUUCCGCUGCGUCUCCCACAACUGGGUCAACAUCAGCUGCAGCUGGAACGAGUCGUUCAACGCCGUCAGGACCAAGUACCAGGUCCUGUACCGGCUCGCUUCGUUCCCGCACUACGUGAAGGCGUGCUCUGAGGACCUGGGCGCGCGCGUGGAGCCGACGCCCGGCCGCGGCGGCAGCGCCCGCUGCACGGUCGGCCCGAGAGAGUUCCGCAAGACGCACGAGCGCAUCCUGAUGGAAGUGAACGCCUCCAACGCGCUGGGCACGCGCGUGCGGUCCUUCCCCCUGGACACGUACGCCAUCGUGUUGCCUGCGCCGCCUGCCAGCACAUGGGUCGCCGACGUCACGAGCCACGCGCUCCAGCUGUGGACCAACGUCAGCCACCCGAUGAACACCUUCCCCAAGCGGCUGUUGUUCGACGUGCAGUACACGAGCAGCUGGGACGAGCGACUUCAGGUGGUGGACGCAUCGCCGAUGCAGUUUCAGCCGUCGCCAAACAACUCCAAGCGGAGCGUGGCCGUGACCGGCCUGUCGCCCUACACUGAAUACGAGCUCCGCGUGCGCGUGCGCUCCAGUUUGGCCGUCGGCGAGGACAUGUGGUCCGAGCCGGCCGCCGUCACCGUCCGCACGCGACCCACAGUGCCGUCGGAGGCGCCGCAGGUCGACGCCGCCUCGUUCCAGCUGGUGGGCACGGCGGACUCGCGCGACGUCUACGUGUAUUGGCGCCAGAUCGCGACGCGCCAUCAGAACGGCGCUAACUUCACCUACUGCGUGUCGGCGCUGACGGCGAGCGGCGCGCGCUCCGGCCCGGCGCCGGACCUGGUGACGGCCGCCUACGCUGGCUUCCGGCGCGUCGGCCUCGGCCGGCUGCGUUUCCGCGUGGCGGCGUGUAACGCCGAGGGCGAGUCGGAGGAGGCGGCCGAGCUGACCGUGCCGGCGCGCAACGAAACCGAGGUGGUGCCCCGGCCGCACGCCGUCAUUUUGCACGUGUCCGAGCGGGGCGAGUUCGAGCUGUCGUGGGAGCAGCACGCCGACGUGCCGGUCGACAACUACACCGUGUUCUGGUGCGAGCACAUACGCCACCGGUCAUCGUUCCAGUGCGAGGGCCAGCUGAACUGGCGACAGGUGCCGGGCGACACGCGCUCGUUCGCGCUGGACCUGCCGCGGCCGGCCGAGUACCAGUUCGCCGUUGCGGCCACCCGUCAGCUGCCGUGGGGCGUAACCAGCAGCGGCAUGGUCUGGUCCCAGUGUACCGUCCUCGACAGCGGAGGCCUCAUCAUGCUGAGUGACGUGCGUGUGGAGUACCGCGAGGCGCGCCAGCUGACGCUCGCCUGGAACGGCGAGUGCUCGUACAGCGCCAAGGCCACUGGCUACGUUGUCUACUACUGCUCGGCCCUCGACGGCGAGUGCGAUGGGGACGACCGCCGCCUGCUGGUGGGCGACGUGAACAGCUCGUCGGUGCGCGUGACCGGCCUGCAGCCGUUCACCGAGUACCGGCUGCAGGUGGCCGUGGUGUCGGCCGACGACGAGGGUCAGCGCAGCUCCGCCCUGCUGGGCCGCACGCUGAUGGCCAGGCCCGACCAGCCGCCCAACGUCACCGAGGUGGCGCCGCUGAGCAACACGAGCCUGCGCGUCAGCUGGACACCGCCGGCGCGGCCCAACGGCCGCAUGUCGCACUUCGUGCUGCGGUUUAAGCGGGACCGCAUGCCCUACCACGAGCUGCGCGUGGACGCGACGCGCAACUCCUGGACGCUGGAUGGCCUGCUGCCCUACACGCGCUACAACGUCUCCCUGGUCGCCUGCAACGAGGCGUGGUCCCGGCUCGGCUGCUCGCCGCGCUCGUGGACGGCUGGACGCACACUGCCGGGAGUGCCUGGCGUCAUGGAGCCGCCGCGCACCCAGCUGCUCAACGUGUCAACGGCGCGCGUCCGCUGGCAGCCGCCGCUGCGGCCGGGCGGGCCGCAGCCCGUCUACACUCUGCGCGUGCUGUCAGAGCGUGACGGUCACAACAGCAGCACAGAGCGGCCGCUACCCGCCGGCCGUCUGCUGGCCGACCUGCCGGUGCCGGACUGCGAGCCGGGCUCGGCACAGCGCCACCUGUUCUCCGUGCGCGCCUCCGUGCAGCUGGCGUCCGGCGAGCGGCUGGUCGGGCCCUGGUCCGAGCAGACGCAGCAGAACUGCGUGCUCACCUCCGACUGGCCGACCGGCACCAUCGUGUUCGUCGUGGUCGGCGGCGCCGUGCUCAUGAUGGCCGUCAUCUCCGUCUUCUUCUUCGUGUGUAGCCGCACCAAGCGCAAGCUGACCGAGAUGCGCAACCUGGGCGUGAACCUGCCGCCGGGCCUGGACCAGCGGCUGGAGAAGCCGCCGCUGCACGCCUUCCCGGGGCAGGAGCGGCGUCCGGUGCCGGCGGCCGGCGGCGGCGGCGGCUACGGCCGCCUGGUGAGCCAGAACAGCGCCGGCACCGACCAUACGACCGCCAGCGUCUCUGGCCAGCCGCUGCUGCAGGACGACCUGGGCCGGGAGGAGUGCGACGGCGAGGGCAGCGAGCUGACGCCGGCCGUCAACACCGACAGCAACAGCUGCUCCUCCAGCGCCACCAACUACACCGACUCGGGCGCCGAGUGCGAGAAGGCAUCGUCCCCGACGUACAACCGGUUCCAGUGGCCGGCGCCGGAGCAGCCGAAGCUGGCCGCCUACGUACAGAUCGGCGGUCCGGAGCCGAGCGGCGCCGCCGCCGCCGCUGCCGCCGCGCCACCGCCGCCCUACACGAAGUUUUCGCCGUAUGUGGACGCCAAGGCCAUUCAGUCGCUGAUGGCGCGCAGCAUGGAGACGCUGUCGGAGGGCGAGCCGGCGCACGACCUGUCGCGCUCCGAGCCGGACCUGAGCGCGGCCGGCGGCGGCCCGGCCGAGCCCUACAGCAAGAUCGGCCACCGCUCCAGCACCGGCUACGUCAGCAUGACGUCGGACGACGCGCUGGCGCCGGCCGGCCGGCUCGGCUCGCCGCCGACGCGCGGCAAGCUGCGUCCGCCGGCCAAGGCCGAGCUGAAGCCGUACGUGACGCUGGGGCCGCCGCCGCCGCCGGUGGCCAGCGCCGGCUACGUGGCGCACGACAAGAUAGUGCCGGCGCAGCUGGAGCUGCGCGACCUGCCGGCCUCGACCGUCACCAGUGGUUACGUGUCGCAGGAGGCGCUGUCCGCCGCCGAGCCCGUGCUCUCGCCAAAAAAACUACCCACCGUGGCGACGGCGCGUGACCCCUACCGCCGCGUGGUCACCUCACACCAGAGCCCUCCCGACCUGGGGCCAAACGUGUCCAUGGUGUGA